AUAAUGAGACAUGGAACUCCCACAGAAACCAUGGCUUGUUUGUCUGAGGAGGAGGCCUUCAUUGGCUAUCCUCCUCGGAGCCGUGGCCCUUUUGGGCCUUUCAUGGCUCCAGACCACAUCUUCCAGGGUGGCGGUGGUAUCGGCGAUACCCCCGCCGGCCCUUGAUGAUGCCGGCGCCGGGCCGGUGAGAAGCUGCUCCAGCUUCUAUCAGCCCGGCCGGCCAAGAAGGGUGGUGUUUUCUAUAGAAAGAUUUGGUGGGGUGGGAGAUGGCAAGACUUCGAACACCGAGGCGUUUCGGAGGGCUAUUGAUCAUCUUGAGAAGUUUGGAGACAAGGGUGGGUCUCAACUCAAUGUUCCAAAGGGGAGAUGGGUUACUGGAAGCUUUAAUCUCACCAGCAACUUCACUUUGUUUUUGGAGAAGGGGGCAGUUAUCUUGGGGUCACAGGAUCCCAAGGAGUGGCCUGUUAUAGAGGCCUUGCCAUCAUAUGGACGUGGGAGAGAGAGAUUUGGAGGGCGCCAUAUCAGCCUGAUUCAUGGGGAUGGACUCACCGAUGUUGUUAUUACCGGACAGAAUGGGAGCAUCGAUGGGCAAGGGAGGAUGUGGUGGGAUAUGUGGUGGAGUAGAACUCUGGAACGCACUAGGGGCCAUCUCCUUGAAUUGGUUAAUUCAAACAACAUUUUAAUCUCCAACCUCACCUUCCUCAAUUCUCCUUUUUGGACAAUUCAUCCAGUUUACUGCAGUGAUGUGGUCAUAAAAAAUUUAACAGUUUUGGCACCUCUUCAUUCUCCAAACACUGAUGGGAUCGAUCCAGACUCGAGUACAAAUGUGUGUAUCGAAGACUGUUACAUCGAGAGUGGGGAUGAUCUAGUUGCUGUAAAGAGUGGAUGGGAUCAGUAUGGUAUUUCCAUGGCUCGUCCUAGCUCAAACAUCAUCAUUCGAAGGGUUUCAGGCACCACUCCAACCUGCUCAGGUGUCGGAAUUGGAAGUGAAAUGUCUGGUGGGAUAUCCAAUGUGGUGGUGGAAGAUCUGCAUGUCUGGGAUUCUGCUGCUGCAGUUCGAGUGAAGACGGAUGUAGGCAGAGGAGGAUAUGUUAGCAACAUUACAAUAACUAAUGUGAAAAUGGAGAGGGUUAAAAUACCUAUAAGAUUCAGCAGAGGUUCUAAUGACCACCCCGAUGAGGGCUGGGACAGAAAGGCACUUCCUAGUAUCACUGGUGUUUACAUUAGCAAUGUCUUUGGUCUCAACAUUGAGAAAGCACCAGUUUUAGAGGGCAUUGGGGGUGCAAAGUUUGAAGGUGUCUGCUUGAGAAAUGUUAGUUUGGUUGGUUUAAGGCCUGGGGCUAAAUGGCGCUGUGAAUUUGUUGCUGGAGAAGCCUACAAUGUGUCCCCAAUCCCAUGCUUCCAGCUUAGGAGCAACGGAUCUACAUCUUGGUGCAAGCAUACCUAGGUUUCAAAUUGCCUAUGAAUGUGACGAUCCUCUCAUCAGCUUUUAGAAGAGUAAUAGCGUGAAUUUUAUCAUUUUUUGUACUUUUCUUUUUCUUUGAUAGGUCAAGUCGGACACACAGAAAUUCUAAUGUACAAAGAAAAUUUUCAGAGCAAAACAAAGAGGUUAUUUUUUAUA
Molecule: messenger RNA, 1621 nt
Organism: Elaeis guineensis (African oil palm)
Lineage: Eukaryota; Viridiplantae; Streptophyta; Magnoliopsida; Arecales; Arecaceae
Product: probable polygalacturonase
Biological process (GO): carbohydrate metabolic process
Molecular function (GO): polygalacturonase activity
Source: RefSeq, a predicted model, not a curated record